Molecule: messenger RNA, 1710 nt
Organism: Porites evermanni
Lineage: Eukaryota; Metazoa; Cnidaria; Anthozoa; Scleractinia; Poritidae
Source: the annotation of a GenBank genome assembly
AUGGAUACUUUCACCAACAUAAAAAACAUCUUGGUUAAAUUCUACGAUGAAUACACGCAGACGACCCCAAAGAAGCUCAAGAUAGUGGAUGCAUAUCUGUUUUAUAUCAUGUUAACGGGAAUUAUCCAGUUCGUGUAUUGUUGUCUUGUUGGGACCUUUCCAUUCAACUCAUUCUUGUCCGGGUUCAUCUCGUGUGUUGGAUCUUUUGUCUUAGGAGGUAACGAUUAUUGAGUAUUAAUAUUUUCUUUGUACUUUCUUUCCCUACCGCGCGUUUAGAAAAUCUGAGCGUUGUAACCUGAGCGUGUGACACGUAGAUCGUGAAAGUCGAGACACCUGGUGUGUGCUUAAAUGAAAUGUAAUACGAAGCUGUUAAAAAAGGGCAAAAAUAUAUUGAUUUUAUCGUCAUCUUAAACUAAUAGAUAAAAGUGAUUUCAAUGUAAGAUUAAGUAUUGAAAAUGACUAGAAAAUUAGGUGCCCAAAAUUUCAUUUGUAGCUUAGCAUUUACAAAGGAAAUAUCCUUGAGAAUUGAUUAUGAAAAUCUGAGGCAUCCUAAGAGAGUAUGGACUUGUGAUUAUAAAGGGCUUAUAUGAAAAAAAUAUCAAACAAUUAACAGAAAUUGAAACAAUAAGCUUUAGAAACAAUGGUCUUUAUCUUUACGUGAAGACAUCUUGUCUUGAUUUGACCACUCNUCGCAUUUCGUCUUUUUUGGAAGAAAUAUGGAUACUUUCACCAACAUAAAAAACAUCUUGGUUAAAUUCUACGAUGAAUACACGCAGACGACCCCAAAGAAGCUCAAGAUAGUGGAUGCAUAUCUGUUUUAUAUCAUGUUAACGGGAAUUAUCCAGUUCGUGUAUUGUUGUCUUGUUGGGACCUUUCCAUUCAACUCAUUCUUGUCCGGGUUCAUCUCGUGUGUUGGAUCUUUUGUCUUAGGAGGUAACGAUUAUUGAGUAUUAAUAUUUUCUUUGUACUUUCUUUCCCUACCGCGCGUUUAGAAAAUCUGAGCGUUGUAACCUGAGCGUGUGACACGUAGAUCGUGAAAGUCGAGACACCUGGUGUGUGCUUAAAUGAAAUGUAAUACGAAGCUGUUAAAAAAGGGCAAAAAUAUAUUGAUUUUAUCGUCAUCUUAAACUAAUAGAUAAAAGUGAUUUCAAUGUAAGAUUAAGUAUUGAAAAUGACUAGAAAAUUAGGUGCCCAAAAUUUCAUUUGUAGCUUAGCAUUUACAAAGGAAAUAUCCUUGAGAAUUGAUUAUGAAAAUCUGAGGCAUCCUAAGAGAGUAUGGACUUGUGAUUAUAAAGGGCUUAUAUGAAAAAAAUAUCAAACAAUUAACAGAAAUUGAAACAAUAAGCUUUAGAAACAAUGGUCUUUAUCUUUACGUGAAGACAUCUUGUCUUGAUUUGACCACUCCGCUGAUUCCCUGCCUUUUGAUGCUUGAAGUGAUACUGUACUUAUUUACUUUGUACAUGUAGGAAAGUUAUUUUGUUUUUUUGGCUGAACUCUGGGAUCUGGGGUGAGUAGGCUUUGCUCGUAUAUGUACUUAGUUACUUUCUGUAUUCAAAGUUGUUGUGGUUUUUUAUUUCAGUUUGUCUUCGAGUGCAGUCCAACCCUGCAAACCUUUCAGAUUUCAAGGGUAUUUCACCAGAGAGAGCAUUUGCUGAUUUUAUCUUCGCUAGUGUCAUCCUUCAUCUAGUUGUGAUGAAUUUCAUCGGCUGA